This is a messenger RNA of Cutaneotrichosporon oleaginosum, 1610 nucleotides long. RefSeq lists its product as uncharacterized. Gene Ontology annotation, molecular function: aspartic-type endopeptidase activity. Gene Ontology annotation, biological process: proteolysis. The record is from RefSeq and is a predicted model, not a curated record. Lineage: Eukaryota; Fungi; Basidiomycota; Tremellomycetes; Trichosporonales; Trichosporonaceae.
UGAACAACUGCAACCUCCCUUCGUGGGUGGAAGAAUGUGCCCGCGCCUUGCGCCCUCCCCCAAAUCAAGACGAGUCUUCCAGAUGGGUGACCUCACCUGCACCGCACCAGAUAUAUCUAUUCAUUUGCGUGGCUCAUUUCCCCGUCACAUCAAGAUAUCGAUACCUCAUCAUCAGCAGCUUGUUCGUCCGCUUCAAGACUAUCUCAAGAUAUCUCCUACACCGUCCCUCGUGUUCCGCCCAACGUGUAUUCAAGAUGCACCUGACCCAGCUCCUCAGCUCCCUCCUCCUGCUCGUACAGGCCCGUGCAGUGCCAGUGGGCACUUCCACCGACGAGAAGAUGCUCGCAGCGCCCGUCCGGAUCCCCAUUCGCAGGAGCGGCGAGUCCAGCGACACCCCUCACCGUUUUCAAGAUGGCCCUAACUGGGCCGAGCGCCGGCCUAGCUGGAAACGGUCUCUCCCUCCCCGACAGAACGCUGCAGUGGGGACAGGGCCUGUCGGCACCCAGGAUAUCAUCAACCGCCGGAACACAAUGUACACGGUGCCCAUCGAUAUCGGUACUCCGCCCCAGUCGUUCGAGGUGCAGCUCGACACUGGUUCCAACGGUCUGUGGGUGCACACCAGCGCCUGCCAGAACGAGUGCCCCCGCGUCAGAGGCUUUGACCGUGGCGCAUCCGCCAGCUACAACACCACCGGCGCCAGAUUCCGCGCCUCCUACGUGGCGACCCACAUCGACGGCGAAGUCGGGACCGACACGAUCACCCUCGGUGGCUACACCGUCCCGGGGCAGGAGUUCGGUGUCGCCCUCGACGUGAAGGGCACGGGCUUCAAGGGCUCAGACAUAGUCGGGAUCCUGGGCAUGGGCUGGCCCAUCAAAAGCGAUAACAAGUUCCCGAGCACCACGCCGUGGUGGGUGCAUGCGCUGGAGGGCAAGGGCGGGGCGAGAUGGCCCAAGCCUAUGUUCGGAAUUGCCCUGCGCGUGGCGCAGGCCGGCAAGAACCAGCAAGCUGUUUACGGAGGCGAGCUCACGCUCGGUGGCGUCGACAGUGAGGCUAUUAUGGGCGGCGAGAGCGCGCUCAGGUGGCUGCCUGUCAGCAAUCCAAACGCAUGGGAGGUGUUCAUGGACGAUCUCGUUGUCGGCGGCGCGAGUAUCCUCAAGGUGGACAACGGACGCACCAUCCCAGCCCGAGCGAGCCUCGACACGGGCACAGCCGGUCUGAUGGGCCCAUUCGCGGCCGUGAAGGCUCUGUACGCGCGCAUCCCCGGAUCCUUCAUCGACGAGAAGGUCAGCCACCCCGGGCAGCUCGAGUACUACCGCUAUCCGUGUGACAGUAUGCCCGAGGUCGACUUGACUUUUGGCGGCACACGGUACGCACUCCGCCCCGAGGACAUGUGGCAGUAUCGCAACAAGCACAACCAAAGCAGCACUGAGGAAACGUGCCUCGGUAACAUCUUCGGUUGGGCCAGGGAGAAGUGGAUCAUCGGCGACGCAGCCUUUCAUACCAUGUACGUUGCCUUCCAGCACGAUCCGCCAGCCAUUGGCUUCGGCAAGCUUGUGUAACCCCGCAGGACUGUAGCGAUAGCCGUUGUGUAUACUACAUCAUGAAGGGAC